AUGGGCAACUCGCAGGGAAAAGAGUCGCAACCAGAGCGGAGAGGCCAUGGCCGGCGUUCUAGUGCACACCAGCUCGCCUCUCCGACUACAGCCGGCCCUGGCUCCUCGACACACGACCGGUCGGGGAACAAUCCUUACGGCAACUCGAGAAGGGACAGAGGCAGCAGACCGGACCUGUCUUUCCUGGGAAUUCGCACCGGCGACACUGCCGAACGCGAUCCCGCUCUGGAGCCACGGCGAGAGACCAAGGCCGAACGGGAGGCCCGUAAGCUGGAACGAGAGCGAAUACUCCGGGCCCAGGAGCGGGAGAGAAGCUUGAAAGAGGAGGGCGUCGAUGGCGGAUAUUUAGUCACCCUCGGCGUAUACACAGGUCCCGAAGACUUCAGCAAACCAACAGUCCGCCAAUUACAGAUUGAACGUCGACUUGCUCCCUUCUGGAGAGGCCUCGAUGACCAUGAAGACACAUGGACCGAACACCAACUAGUCGAAGUUGUCAACGGCCGCCCGUUGCCCGCCGCAGAUGCCAUUCCUCCCGAAGAGCCGCCUCGCGUGAACGCCAGCCUCAGCACAUCAUGGAACCCCCGUGGCUCCGAGCCCAACUUGAACAAGCUCACGGUCCCCAUGGGCUCCCGAUCCAUGUCUCAAGAGCCGCAGCGUACGGGGGGCCUUUCGCCGUCGCAAUCCACUUUCUCGUCGUCUACGUCACCAAUGGAACAAAGUUCCUCCUCAACCCCAUUUUUCCGUGGACGCGCAAAGACUCUCGCAUCUCUCGCCACCGGCUCUCGUAAUGCUUCGCAAACCGAGAUGGCCCCGCAAGAGAUACAACUUCCCAAAGACCCGUAUGUUAAUGGCCAGCGAGUCGAGGCUUUCCUAUACAAAAAUGCCAGCGAGUGCCCCAUUUGUUUCAUGUACUACCCGCCACAUCUAAACAGGACACGGUGCUGCGACCAGCCCAUUUGCUCCGAGUGCUUCGUUCAGAUUAAGCGACCGGACCCACAUCCCCCAGAGCACCAUGGAGACGCUGGCGCCGAUGCUUCCGCAAAUACUGAGCCAGAUGAAGAGAUCCAAUUGGUCUCGGAGCCAGCUGCAUGUCCCUAUUGCACACAAACCGAGUUUGGAGUGACCUAUGAACCUCCACCGUUCAGACGGGGACUUGCCUACGCUGGCCAAACUACUAUGACUAACGCAACAUCGGCAAUGUCAUCCACAUCCUCGUUGAACUCACCAACCUCAGGCGGGCCGGGGCGAAGAAGGGCUACGCUACUUGCAGUCACUGAUAAGACUGUGAUUACAACCGACAUGGUGCGGCCAGAUUGGGCCAAGAAGCUUGCCGACGCGAAAUCUCACGCUCUACGGAGGGCCGCUGCUGCCACUGCACUGCACAAUGCCGCUUACAUGAUGGGUAAUCUCCCACAGGGAGAAAGCCGUUUCGGUCUUGGCAGACGAAGACGAAUGUUUGCGAGCGACAGUCCCGGUAGCAGUGGACACGGAACUCCACGGCGUGAAGGCGAAAGCUCUUCAGGUCAGCCAGGAGGCUCGAACGACCUGUUUCCCGCUCGUCUCAGCUCACGGAGGGGUAACAGACUUGACGAUCUCGAAGAUCUUAUGAUGAUGGAGGCUAUCCGACUUAGUCUGGCAGCUGAAGAGGAGCGGAAGAAGAAGGAAGAAAAAGAUGCCGCUAAAGAGGCCAAGAAGGAAGGGAAGAAGAAGGCCAAGGAAAUUAAGAAAGUUGCAAAGGCCCAACGCAACAUUGGAAGUGGCUUCCACCCUAUCGAGAUUGGCGACACAGAAGACGCGGAAGCAGGCAGUUCAGCAGCGGCCGGCAAAGGCAAAGGUGUUGACCGUUCUGGUGGCGCCGGGGGAUUCAACCCAAUGUCGGAGCCGACGUCAACGAUUAAUAGCAGCACUUCCAAGGAUGAUUCGCAAAAGCAUCUUGAGGUCAGCCGCGCGCAGAUCCAACGAGAAACAUCCGACCCAGGCGAUACGUCACCUUUUGAUCCAUUCAAUGAGCAGUCGCAGCAUCGCUCAGUCUUGCGCAACCUCUCCAACGCCUCCUCGUCCGAGUCAUCGUUUGCAGAUUCCUGUCAAAACUCAUCACGACAAGAGGGCCAGAAUAGCCUUGCACCUGGGUCAUCUUACGCGCCUAGUCCGAAUGCUUCGGGCGUGAAUUUAAGCCAAGGCGAGACUCCACCCCAGGACACGACCGGCACGGAGUCAAUGUUUAAUUUCCAGAGUCUUACAAAGGCUCUGAAUCCAGAGGGAGAACAUAAAAAUGAAAACAAGCCUCAGUAUAUUGAGGAUGUCGGAGAGGCGGCUACAGAGUCGAAAACAAGUUAUGUGAACGGCAAAGCGCCCGAGGCUCCAGCCGAUGUAGAGACUAAGCCAUCGGAGACGUUGGCUGAUAGCACAAUGACACUCAAGCCAAGCGAAGACGCGCCGAAGGAGUCUGAUGCAUACCAAGCAGACGAUAUCAGCCCGGCGCCACCUGUCCAAUACGUUUCUGACGGCCACUCACAUCUCGAUCAAAAGCACGUCGGAGAAGUGAGCAUGGUCCAUGGCCUAAACCAUGAGGCCACGCAAUAG
Pyrenophora tritici-repentis Pt-1C-BFP is the source of this 2583-nucleotide messenger RNA. RefSeq lists its product as uncharacterized. NCBI's taxonomy places the organism in Eukaryota, Fungi, Ascomycota, Dothideomycetes, Pleosporales, Pleosporaceae. The record is from RefSeq and is a predicted model, not a curated record.